Sphaeramia orbicularis (orbiculate cardinalfish) is the source of this 4519-nucleotide messenger RNA. RefSeq names its product phospholipase C, beta 2 (gene plcb2). Lineage: Eukaryota; Metazoa; Chordata; Actinopteri; Kurtiformes; Apogonidae. The transcript has 32 exons. Gene Ontology annotation, molecular function: calcium ion binding; phosphatidylinositol-4,5-bisphosphate phospholipase C activity. Bases 104 to 3934 code for a protein of 1276 amino acids. Gene Ontology annotation, cellular component: cytoplasm. Gene Ontology annotation, biological process: lipid catabolic process; release of sequestered calcium ion into cytosol; phosphatidylinositol-mediated signaling. The record is from RefSeq and is a predicted model, not a curated record.
UUGAAUACAGAUGGGGAGAUAAAACAGUCUACAGUCACGACCAUGCUAUAUACGCAGAUACUAAAGAUAGAUUAGAUUUAACAAGAAAAGUCACGUGGACAGGAUGAAUAAAAAAAGAUACUUUCUGGAUCCUCCAGAGGUCAAAGACUACCUCGUAAAAGGAGAAAGAUUCACCAAGUGGUCAGAGGACUCCACAAAGACUGGUCCUGUCACCAUGAAGAUGGAUUCAAAAGGUUUUUACCUCUACUGGAUCAACCAAAGCAAGGAGACAACAUUCCUGGAUGUUGCUAUAAUCAGAGAUACCAGAGUAGGAAAAUAUGCAAAACUUCCCAAACACCCCAAGGUCCGCAAUGUGUUCAACAUGGAUUUCCCAGACAGCAACCACCUCGCCAAAGCCCUGACCAUCGUCUCUGGUCUAGACACGGUGAAUCUGACCUACCAUAACUUCUUUGCAUCCAAGGAGAAAGUGACCCAGAACUGGGCAAGUGACAUACUUGCAAUCGCCUACAACGCUGCAAGGAACAAUUCAUGCAGACAAGUCUUCCUGGACAAAAUAUACGUGCGUAUUUCUCUUCAGACCAACAAGGAUGGCAAAAUCCCUGUGAAAAAUAUUUACAAGAUGUUCCCAGCUGAUAAGAAGAGAGUGGAAAGUGCGUUAGCAUCAGCACACCUCCCAAAAGGAAAGUAUGACACCAUGAAGCCCGAUGUCUUUACUGAAACAGCGUUCAGGACCUUCCUGACACAUCUCUGCCCUCGGCCUGAGAUCUAUGAAAUCUUUACUUCUUACUCCAACAAACCCACCAUGACGAAGGAGAAUUUCACCAAGUUCCUCAACGAAAAACAGAGAGACUCCCGGCUCAAUGAGGAGCUGUUCCCCCGUCUGCGGCAAGACCAGAUCAAAGCUCUGAUUGACAAAUACGAACCAACGACCGCAAAUUCAAACAGAGGUCUGAUUUCUCCUGAAGGUCUUUUAUUCUACCUGAUGGGGCCGGAGACGACAGUUGUUACUCAGGACAGACUAGCUAAAAGUCAAGACAUGACUCAGCCCAUACCUCACUAUUUCAUCAAGUCCUCCCACAACACAUACCUGACAGCUGGUCAGUUCUCUGGCGUGUCAUCUCCGGAGAUGUACCGUCAGUGCCUGUUAGCCGGCUGCCGGUGUCUGGAGCUUGACUGCUGGAAGGGCAAACCUCCAGAUGAAGAGCCCAUCAUUACCCAUGGCUUCACCAUGACAACUGAGAUCCUCUUUAAGGAUGUAAUUGAAGCGAUAAAUGAGAGCGCCUUCAAGACAUCACAGUACCCUGUUAUCCUCUCAUUCGAGAACCACGUUGACUCAGUGAAACAGCAGGAGAAAAUGGCCAACUACUGCAAAACCAUAUUUGGUGAUGCCCUGUUAACAGAGCCCCUGGACAAAUAUCCUCUGAAACCAGGCCAGCAGAUCCCCAGUCCUGCUGAGCUUAUGGGCAAAAUCCUAAUCAAGAACAAGAAGGGCAGCCACGAUAAACCAAACCAGACAAAGAAAACCAGCACAGCAUCCAGUGACCAGAACACAACUACAGCUGCACCCACCCAAGACCCAAACACCACAUCCCCGGAUCCUGCUAACCCAGCACCUAGCACCCAGGAAAAUCCAGAGGGAGAUGCAGCUGUGGAAGACACUGAGGAGCAGGAGGAGACAGAGGAACAGGAUGAGGAGAAAAUGAAGACAUCAGAUGAGGGCACAGCUGGACAAGAAGUAACAGCGUACGAGGCAAUGUCCUCCCUGGUCAAUUACAUCCAGCCCAACAAAUUCAUCUCUUUUGACAAUGCCAGAAAGAAAAACAAGAGUUACGUCAUCUCAUCUUUUGUGGAGACCAAAGGGGAGGCAAUGAUUUCCAAGUCUGCAGUUGAAUUUGUCGAAUACAACAAGAGGCAGAUGAGUCGGAUUUACCCCAAAGGGACAAGAAUGGACUCAUCCAAUUACAGUCCUCAGCCUUUCUGGACCGUAGGCUGCCAGAUGGUGGCGCUCAACUACCAGACCAUGGAUUUCCCCAUGCAACUGAACAUGGCUAUGUUUGAAUUCAAUGGGAGGACCGGCUACCUACUCAAGCAUGACGUUAUGCGUCGCAGUGACAAGAAGUUUGACCCUUUCUGUGACAGGAUUGACACUGUUGUGGCAAGCACACUGACCAUAAAGAUCUACUCAGGCCAGUUUCUGUCUGAAAAGAACGUGAAAACAGGGGUGGAGGUAGAACUGAUUGGGCUGCCAGGAGACCCAAAGAAGAAAUAUCGAACCAAAUGGACUACCACACCCAACGCCAUUAACCCAGUGUGGAAUGAAGAGCCUUUUGUCUUUGAGAAGAUCCUACUCCCAGAAAUGGCUUCUCUGAGGAUCGUAGUCCAUGAAGAGAAUGGGAAAUUUGUGGGACACAGAAUCAUCCCUCUUGAUGCCAUACAAUCAGGCUUCCAUCACAUCUGUCUUCGGAGUGAAAGCAACAUGCCUCUCACACUGCCUGCUCUCUUUGUUUACAUCGAGGUCAAGGACUACAUCCCUGCUGCCUUUGCAGAUUUCACAGAUGCCUUAUUUAACCCAACAAAGGGGACAGAGAAAACCUCAAAGACGCCAAAAGAGUCAUCCUCUGAUUACAUUUCUCCAUAUGAGCUUCCUCUUGUGGCCCAGACCCCUACUGAAAAAGCUGAAACUAAGGCAGUUGAAGCUCCUGCAGCAGAUACCGAAAAGGCCUCUGAUCCUACACCUCCUGUCGAUGAAAAAACACCUCAGUCAUCUGACUCCAGUGCAGAGGACAAGAAAGAAGAAGAUGCUGAGAAAGUAUCUGAAGCUCCACAACCUUCACCAGAGCCUGCUCAACCUCCUGAUGCUCCUGCUGCUGAUGCUCCUGCACCAAAUGCAGAGGACGGCACAUCUGAAUCUGCUGGUCCUCCUGAUUCUAAAGAGGCUGACCCUGUUACAGAAGUACCCCCAGAACCUGAGGCAACUCCUGAAACCAAAGAGGAGCCAAAAAGUGAGCCCAUUGCAAACCCCGAGCCUGCCUCAGAUGAUAAACUUGCAGCAGAAAACGCCACUCUUGCUGAGGAGGUUCAAGGAGAGGCUGCUGUUGUGGUUGAGCCCUGUCCAGCAAGCACUUCACCUGAGUCUGCAGGAUCAGGUGACUCAUCUCAGUCGCCUGCAUCCAAGGAAGAGCUUUCAACUGUGACUACUGAAGAACUGAUACAGCACAAGAAUUAUCUGAAGGUCACCAAGCGUCAGGAGAAAGAACUGAAAGAAACCGAGAAGAAGUUUCAGAAAAAAGGAGAGGAUCUGAUUCAAAAGUACUCUGACUCCUUCAAGGCUAUCAAGAAAAAAGCCUCGUCAGUGAAGAAAAAAGAGGGAGGGGGAAACACAUCUGACUCCGGUGUGAAGGCAGAGCGAGUGCAGGAACAGAAGGAAAAAAUGCACAGUGAGCUCCAGGCUCUGUGGACUGAGCAGCAUGAUCAGCUGAAAAAGAAGAAAGAGCAGUGUGCUACAGAGAGGCUGGCCAAACUGAUGGAGAUGGCCACAGAGAGACACUGCAGUGAGCUGAAAACCCUGGAGAGUGAAACCAAAGAAACUAAGAAGAAAUGUCAGUCAAAAAAGUCUUCUCAGGCUGAAAAGGCCAUGAGUGUCGAGAUGUUGGAUGAAACGAAUCAGUCGGAUUGUUCAUCCUCAGAUUUCAGUCCUCAGCAAGAAGCACUGAUGAAGAAACAGGAUGCUACACUGAAAGAGAUCAAGGUUCUAACUCAUCAGCUCAAUCAGGAGGCCCUGAAGGAGCAUGAGCAGAAAAUGAGGUCACUGCCAGCGGAGGUGAAGGAAGCUGUCAACGCCUGCAUGGGAGCUCAUUUCCCCGAGCUGGUUGACCAGAAUGGAGACAAAAAAGUGGAAGGAGUGGGCGUUUAUGGAGAUGUUUUCCUCGGUUAGAUGUGUCACUUUGUAGUGACUUUUCUUUCAUCUCCUUAGACGUAACAAGAGCUUUAUUAUUUAAUAGAAUAAGAAGAUUUGAUUAAAGAAACUGUGUGAUUUAAUAAUACUAUUCAUGGUAGAAAUAUUUAUUGUCGUUAAACCAUAAUACCUUUUUACGGACAUCAUCUGAUCAACACUAAAUAAAUAAUUCUCAUUUUUGAUUUAAUGAUGUAUUGCUAUUGCUUUUCAACACAAAGCAAAACUAUUAUUGGCUAUAAAGAGAGAAAUUUAGCACAAAAGGAGUCCAUCACAGUUAGUCUUUGUUUGGUUCUUGCAGUCUCUUGUGGUAUAUUAAUAAAUUGAGAAAAUUAGAAGCAGUGUAGCAAGAAAAAGGGUUUCAGAGCCUACAGGCUGAAUGACUCAAUCUGCUACACUUCAGUACAGCUAUUUUUCUUGUGUGUUGUAAGUGCAAUAAAAGGUUUUGUCAGAAAAGCACAUAUUCCAUAAAGGUGCUGUAGAGGUAUUGAAGAUUUAAUGUUCUUUUAAAUAGAAUUUUCCUUUUUCUUGUGGCUAAUAGCUCUCAAUAAACUUUACAUACUCAUU